Messenger RNA from Trichosporon asahii var. asahii CBS 2479, 1650 nucleotides. Its product is annotated as peripheral membrane protein, Tim44p. Gene Ontology annotation, molecular function: protein-folding chaperone binding. NCBI's taxonomy places the organism in Eukaryota, Fungi, Basidiomycota, Tremellomycetes, Trichosporonales, Trichosporonaceae. Gene Ontology annotation, cellular component: mitochondrial inner membrane. Gene Ontology annotation, biological process: protein import into mitochondrial matrix. Bases 1 to 1650 code for a protein of 549 amino acids. The record is from RefSeq and is a predicted model, not a curated record. The transcript has 6 exons.
AUGCGCGGUAUCUCGGCCCUCCGUCCCCUCGUCCGACCGGCGCCCUUGCCGCGUGCGGCGUACGCCCGCGCCCUCCAGGCCCGCAACUUCUCCGGAACGUCUAUCCGCCUGAACGAGCAGAAGAAGGAGGACGCCAAGGAGGACAAGAAGGACGAGAAGAAGGAGAAGGAGCAGAAGAAGCGCGGCUACGACGAGGACGCCGGCCCGCCCCAGAGCCCCUUCAAGGUCUUCCUGCAGGUGUUCAAGGAGGAGAUUGAGAAGAACCAGGGCUGGCAGCAGAACGUCAAGCAGCUCUCCGGAGAGGUCGACAAGAUGGCCGACUCGAAGGCCAUGAAGGCUGCCAGGGAGAUGUACGAGCGUACUAGGAUGGCGAACCUGAUGAAGGAGAACCCGCGUCUCGCCAAGGCUGCCGAGGACCUGAAGAAGGCCGGCAUGUCGGUCAACGAGGCGAUCAACAAGGCGCUCGCCGACUCGGAGGUGCUCAAGGCGAUUGCCGCCGCUUCGCAGUCCGUCUCUGCGUUUGCCGACCGUGCGACGCAGCCGAUCCGUGACACCGAGGCGUACAAGCAGAUCGCGGCGAGUGUGAGCGAGGCCUUUGACGAUGCCGCCGGUACCGGCGCCCGUUACGGUGGAUACGCGGAGAAGGAGGAGCGACGAAGGAAGCGUGAGCUUCGUGCGCAGAAGGCCGGCAAGAAGACCAAGCGUGUUGCUGAGAACCCUGACAGCCGUGGUGUGGCGAACCCGUCUGGUGUGACAGAGCUAACUCUCAGUGCCGGAGAAGCCCUCGUCGUGUCCGCGAACCAGGAGCCGACGUCUUCCCGCCUCUCGUUCAUCACCGAGUCGCCGACGUACCAGAAGCUGCGGGAGCAGUACUACGAGUCCGAGAACCCGGCGGUCGAGAGUUUCCGUUCGAUGGCGUCGACGGUCGCGGGCUGGUUCGGCGAGAACGAGACGGCGCGCGUCAUCCGCACGAUCCGCGAGAUGGACCCCGACUUCAACAUGGACUCGUUCACGCGCGAGCUCCGCGAGUACAUUGUUCCCGAGGUUGUUGACGCGUACCUGAGUGCCGACCGGGAAGCGCUCAAGCAGUGGUGCUCUGAGGCUACCUUCAACGUCCUCUGGGCCACGAUGGGCCAGUACAUCAAGCAGGGCCUUGUUUCCGACUCGAAGAUUCUCGACAUCAAGCACGUCGACAUUGUCUCGGGCAAGCUGCUCGAGAACGAUGUUCCGGUGUUUGUCAUCUCCUUUGCGUCGCAGGAGGUGCUCUGCUUCCGCAGCGCCAAGACGGGCGAGGUCAUUGUCGGUAACGAGAACGGCGUCGAGCAGUGCCGCUACGCCUUUGUCCUCACGCGCAUCGACAAGGAGGUCGACAACGAGCUCACUGGCGGAUGGAAGGUCGUCGAGAUGGCCCGCCACGGCCAGAAGAGCUUCAUUUAUCCCCUCACUCCCCCUACCAAUCCUCCCAAACCGCCCAAACCCUACGAUAGACUUGCAUUUGCACCCUUUUCUAUGCACACCACCAUUCUCACGAGCACCUUUAGGUUGCAUGCAGAAGAUAGGCGCGAGCUGAACCACAAAUUCUCGCAGAAUCCGGACCGGGUGCACGGAGCUGCGGGCAAACGGACCGGUGCUAUCGGUGCGGUCAAGUGA